Papilio machaon (common yellow swallowtail) is the source of this 2502-nucleotide messenger RNA. Its product is annotated as spectrin alpha chain. The record is from RefSeq and is a predicted model, not a curated record. The coding region runs from base 35 to 2179 and encodes 714 amino acids. Gene Ontology annotation, molecular function: actin filament binding; calcium ion binding. Gene Ontology annotation, biological process: actin cytoskeleton organization. Gene Ontology annotation, cellular component: cell projection; cortical actin cytoskeleton; cell junction. The transcript has 14 exons. NCBI's taxonomy places the organism in Eukaryota, Metazoa, Arthropoda, Insecta, Lepidoptera, Papilionidae.
CGACUACGCGGAGAAGUCGCCGCGUGAAGUCUCCAUGAAACGAGGCGACGUACUCACACUGCUCAACUCCAAUAACAAGGACUGGUGGAAGGUGGAGGUAAACGACCGGCAGGGCUUCGUGCCGGCCGCCUAUGUAAAGAAGAUCGACGCCGGCCUCUCCUCCUCGCAGCAGAAUCUCGCUGACUCCAGCUCUAUUGCUGCCCGACAGAACCAGAUCGAGGGCCAGUAUGACAACUUAUUGGGGUUGGCGCGCGAGAGACAGAACAAGCUGAACGAAACUGUGAAGGCUUACGUGCUCGUACGAGAAGCUGCUGAACUGGCAACAUGGAUCAAAGACAAGGAGAUGCACGCGCAGGUGCAGGAUGUGGGCGAGGACCUGGAGCAGGUGGAGGUGAUGCAGAAGAAGUUCGACGACUUCCAGAACGACCUUCGCGCCAAUGAGGUGCGCCUCGCCGAGAUGAAUGAGAUCGCCGUGCAGCUUAUGACUGUCGGACAGACCGAGGCCGCGCUCAAGAUCAAGACUCAGAUGCAGGAGUUGAAUUCAAAAUGGACAUCGUUGCAACAACUGACUGCGGAGCGCGCGGCGCAGCUGGGCAGCGCGCACGAGGUGCAGCGCUUCCACCGCGACGUGGACGAGACCAAGGACUGGAUCGCGGAGAAGGAGGCCGCGCUCGCCACCGACGAUCUCGGCAAGGACCUGCGCUCAGUACAGACAUUGCAACGUAAACACGAGGGCUUGGAACGCGAUCUGGCCGCGCUUGGUGAUAAGAUCCGGCAAUUGGACGAUACAGCCAACCGUCUGAUGGCGACGCACGGCGACUGCGCCGAUGCAACAUACAGCAAGCAGCGCGAGAUCAACGACGCCUGGCAGCAGCUGCAGGCGCGAGCCAACGCUCGCAAGGAGAAGCUGCUCGACUCCUACGACCUGCAGAGAUUCCUGUCGGACUACCGUGACCUCAUGGCUUGGAUCAACUCGAUGAUGGCACUGGUGAGCUCGGAGGAGCUGGCCAAUGACGUGACUGGUGCUGAGGCCUUGCUCGAGAGGCACCAGGAACACCGCACAGAGAUGGACGCACGCGCGGGCACAUUCCAAGCGUUGGAGUUGUUCGGGCAACAGCUGUUGCAGGGCGGCCAUUACGCUAGCGUCGACAUACAGGAGAAGCUCAAUGCAAUGGGAGACGCCAGACAGGAGCUUGAGAAGGCGUGGGUGGCGCGUCGUAUGAAGCUGGACCAGAACCUGGAGCUGCAGCUCUUCUAUCGCGAUUGCGAGCAGGCAGAAGGAUGGAUGGGUGCGCGUGAGGCUUUCCUCGCUCCUGCCGAUCAGCCGGAAGACCAGGCCGACUCCGCUGGUGCAGACAACGUGGAACAGCUCAUCAAGAAGCACGAGGACUUUGACAAGGCUAUCAAUGCUCACACUUUUUGCUAUAGCGCUGCGUUGGAGGAGCAUUUGAUCCUGGACAACCGCUACACGGAGCACAGCACUGUGGGUCUGGCGCAGCAGUGGGACCAGCUCGACCAGCUCUCGAUGCGCAUGCAGCACAACCUCGAGCAGCAGAUACAGGCCAGGAACCACUCCGGUGUAAGUGAGGACGCGCUGAAGGAAUUCUCGAUGAUGUUCAAACACUUCGACAAGGACCGCUCAGGCCGCCUCAACCACCACGAGUUCAAGUCAUGUCUGCGCGCGCUCGGCUACGAUCUGCCCAUGGUCGAGGAAGGACAGCCCGACCCAGAGUUCGAGGCUAUACUCAAUGUGGUGGAUCCGAACCGCGACGGUCAGGUGUCGCUGCAGGAGUACAUGGCGUUCAUGAUCAGCAAGGAGACGGAGAACGUGCACUCCUCAGAGGAGAUCGAGAAUGCCUUCCGCGCCAUCACCGCGCACCAGGACCGAGCAUACGUCACCAAGGAUGAGCUAUAUGCGAACUUGACCAAGGAGAUGGCGGACUACUGCGUGGCGCGCAUGAAGCCCUACGUGGAGCCGAAGACCGAGCGGCCCAUCCCCAACGCGCUCGACUACAUCGACUUCACGCGCAGCUGUCUUCCAGAACUAAUUCCCAUACAGCCUGCCGCCAACAUCACGACCAGUUUCUUAUUAAAAUUAAGCUUAUAUCAUAUGUCGCUUUUUCUUUCAAUCCUCACCCGAUUUGUAUUGUGCUUUAGCACGCUUUCAUAUUCGAUUUAACUUCUUCCAAUAUCUACGACUGAAUGUUGAAUAGCAUUUAUUAAGAAAUAUUAGUCUUGCUAGUAUUGAUAACUGAACCAUUCACUUUUUACGAUGUUUCUCUCAAAUUAAACUACUGGUCUGUGUAGAAUUAGUUUGCUUACCUUAAGGUAUGCGUCAGUGUGGGUCCUGGCUUCCUUCCCUCUGAAAUAAGCAGAGGGAUAAGAAACUAACCAUUGCUGAAUUUCAGACUAAAGUUUUACAUUGAAAUUUUGCAUUCAAAUCUUAUCACUUUAGCAUUCGCUAGCUAAGAAAAGUAUUGUUGUUUAAAUUUAAUUAUUUUA